AUGGCGCGGUGCACCGUCAUCGCGGGGUCGUACGAGCGCUUCGUCUUCGGCUACGGCGUCCACGGCGAGGGUGCGGCGGGGGAGACGUCGAGACUGGAGAAGUGCUUCACCGCGGACGCGCACCUGAGCUCGGUGAAGUGCGUCGCCGCGAGCGGUGGGUUCGCGGCGAGCGGUGGAUCGGACGAUUUGAUACGGGUGUAUCAUUGCGAUGCGUCGGGGGCGGUGGCUGAUCUCGGGGUUUUGGUUGGACACGAGGGCGACGUGCGCGCGCUGGCGUUUCACGCGCCGAGCGGACGGGCGCCGACGCGAUUGUUGAGCGGAGGUGCGGAUGGGAGCGUGCGCGUGUGGGACGCGAGGGAUAACUUUAACAUGAUGAAGACGAUGCGGGCGCAUCGAGGUGGAGUGUUGUCGAUCGCGGCGCACAGGAGUGGGCGCGUGGCGUUGACAAGCGGGGCGGACUCGCACGUGGCGAUGUGGGACAUGCUCAAGGGACGAGUGGCGUACAAGUUUAAGACCCCAGAGCGUGUCGAGCGGUUGACGUUUACGCAAGAUGGGAAGGAAUACGUGAGUUUAACGUCUAAACGGCUGAGCGUGACGGACGUCGAGGCUGGGAGCAUCGUGCGGACGUUUGCGACGCCGAGCAAGGCGUUGACGUUUGAGGCGCGAGGUCGCGUGGCGUACGUCGGGUGCGAGGGUGGAGACGUGAUUGUGUACGACACCCGCACCGAGGACGCAGUCGGGCAGAUCGUUAAGGCGCAUCCGCAACGCGUACGUGGCUUGGCGUUCGGUUCGAUGACUCUGGAAGAGGCCGAGGAGGAUUCCAAUCCGAAGCUACUCAUCAGCGCCGGUUCGGAGGGAGCCGUGCGAGUGUGGGAUUUACGCACAGCGACGCGCUCGAGUGCCGAAGCGCCCGCUGAAUCCGUGGUCGAGAUCAACACGGGCGCUCGGUACACCUGUCUGUGCGCGAUGCCUUCAGAGAAUCCACCGGAAGCUCCCGAGCCCAAGGCGGCUCAGGAUGAGACGGCCAAUAGAAAGAAGCAGCCUCACGCGAAAAAUGCGAAGCAGGUUGCAAAGGGAAAGGUAACGAAACCUCAAAAGAAAGUGGUGACAAAUGAUGAAGACUUUGAAAUCGUACCGGCGGACGACGGACCAACCGGUAAAGGCGGGCCAAGUCGAUUUGAUUCCGAUUCCGACGACGCGCCUUUCGCAAAGCCGACUGGGUUCAAGAAGAAACGCGACGGCUCGUACGAGAAAAGUGCGACGAGCGCGCGUCGUAAGGCGCAUGGUAUCAAAACCAAAAAGUCGCGUCGUUAG
Molecule: messenger RNA, 1314 nt
Organism: Ostreococcus tauri
Lineage: Eukaryota; Viridiplantae; Chlorophyta; Mamiellophyceae; Mamiellales; Bathycoccaceae
Product: G-protein beta WD-40 repeat
Exons: 1
Coding region: 1-1314 (437 amino acids)
Molecular function (GO): protein binding
Source: RefSeq, a predicted model, not a curated record